AUGAAUCAAGAAGAGCAUAUUAUGAAUAAAGGAGAAGGAUCAAUGCCUUGCUUCUCCGAGACGACCAAUACUUCCUCACAACCUAUCUAUACUAAUACCGUGACGGCCGGGACAAAGUCACCGGAGAACGACGACGUUUCACUCUCUCUUCUAUACAAUCUCUCUACCAUUCAAGAGACGGUCCAUCAGAUCCAAUCCCUGGUCAGCUUCUUCAUGAUCUCUAAUACUUCGGGGUCAACGUCGUCUUUGGCUGUGGCUAACAUCGAAAGUUUGGUUCAAGAGAUCAUCACGGAUGCAUCCUCAAUAUUGUUUACUUGCCGACAACUCCAAAUCUCAUCUAGCAACAACAAUGAUAUAAAAAAUGAUCAAAUUGCAGAUGCAAUGGUUAUGGAGUUUCCCCCACAAGAAAUCGACCCGGAUCGUGAUUUCAUGCGAGAGUCGUUAACCAACCUUCUUGCUGUCCAAGAAAGAGAGCCGAACUCGUUUCUCGACCAGACUACGCAUAAACUUGACUGGUACGGCACUCAAACCAUAGACCCUAAAACAGAACAUCGUCGUUCUAAAACAAGAUCCGGGAACUAUGAUAUAUUGGAGCUAGACGCAGCAAAUCUACUAGCAAAAUACACGCAUUACUGCCAGAUUUGCGGUAAAGGGUUUAAGAGAGACGCGAAUCUGAGGAUGCACAUGAGAGCGCACGGAGACGAGUACAAGACACGCGAGGCCUUGAUCAGCCCAACGAGACAUGACAAGAAAGUCGAAUACUCGUUGAAGAAACAUUACUACUCGUGCCCUCAACAAGGGUGUAGAUGGAACCAGAGACACGAGAAGUUUCAACCGCUGAAAUCCGUGAUCUGCGCCAAGAAUCAUUACAAGAGGAGUCACUGUCCUAAAAUGUAUAUGUGCAGGAGAUGUAGUGUGAAGCACUUCUCGGUUCUUUCGGAUCUUAGGACGCACGAAAAGCAUUGUGGGGAUAUCAAGUGGAUUUGCUCUUGUGGGACUAGAUUCUCUAGGAAAGACAAACUUAUGAGCCACGUUUCUUUGUUCUUGGGGCACUCACCGGCCCAUGUACCGUCGCAGCUGCACCCGCCGAUGAUCACUCCCUAA
This is a messenger RNA of Eutrema salsugineum, 1104 nucleotides long. Its product is annotated as protein SENSITIVE TO PROTON RHIZOTOXICITY 2. The record is from RefSeq and is a predicted model, not a curated record. Bases 1 to 1104 code for a protein of 367 amino acids. The transcript has a single exon. Gene Ontology annotation, biological process: response to acidic pH; response to aluminum ion. Lineage: Eukaryota; Viridiplantae; Streptophyta; Magnoliopsida; Brassicales; Brassicaceae.